AUGCAGGGAGAGGGAGGAGAAGGGGGGGGGGGCGGGGUAGGGGCUGUGCAUGGGACCGCAGAUGCGCGUGCAGAGGGCAGCAGGGCGCACGGGGCGCACAGGGCAGCAGGGCAGAAGGGAGCACGGUGCGCGCAGGACAACAGGGUGCGCGUGGCAUGCAGUGCUGCAGGGCGCGCGGGGCGCACAGGGCAGCAGGGCAGCAGGGCGCGCGGGGCGCGCAUGACAGCAGGGCGCGCGUGGCGCGCAGGGCUGCAGGGCACGCGGGGCGCGCAGGGCAGCAGGACAGCAGGGCGCGCGGGGCGCGCAGGUAAGCAGGGCGCGCGGGGCGCGCAGGGCUGCAGGGCUCGCGGGGUGCACAGGGCAGCAGGGCAGCAGGGCGCACGGGGCGCACAGGGCUGCAGGACAGCAGGGCGCGCGGGGCGCACAGGGCUGCAGGGCGCGCAGGGCGCACAGGGCAGCAGGGCAGCAGGGCACGCGGGGCGCACAGGGCUGCAGGGAAGCAGGGCACGCGGGGCGAACAGGGCUGCAGGGCAGCAGGGCGCGCGGGGCGCACAGGUCUGCAGGGCGCGCGGGGCGCGCAGGGCUGCAGGGCGCGCGGGGCGCGCAGGGCUGCAGGGCAGCAGGACAGCAGGGCGCGCGGGGCGCGCAGGGCUGCAGGGCGCACGGGGCGCACAGGGCAGCAGGGCAGCAGGACACGCGGGGCGCGCAGGGCUGCAGGGCGCACGGGGCGCACAGGGCAGCAGGGCAGCAGGACACGCGGGGCGCACAGGGCUGGAGGGCAGCAGGGCGCGCGGGGCGAACAGGGCUGCAGGGCAGCAGGGCGCGCGGGGCGCACAGGGCUGCAGGGCGCGCAGGACAGCAGGGCGCGCCAGGGGGAUGGAGGAGAAAGGGGGGGGGGGGGGGGCGGGGGGGGGGCUGGUGCUGCAGAUCCCCUCCCCCCCACUGCUGCACCCACAGCAGGGGAAUGGAGGAGAAGAGGGGGCGGGGGGGGCUGCAGGGAGAGGGAGAACGAAGUUGGGGGGGGGCGGGUCCUCGGGCGACGAGGCAAGGGGCAACGAGGCCGCGGGCGACAGGUCCUCGGGCGACGAUGUGCUGGAGGAGGAGGAGGACGGUGCGCACCCCAACCCGUUCUACGAAGACCCCUCGCACGCCCCUGAGCCCCCCGCCACCAAGGACGACGAGGCAGGGGACGAGGAGGAAGGGCUUGCAGGGGAGGAGGACGUGGUGGAUGCCACUGCCGAGGAAGGGGAUGGGAUGGCUCCGGACGAGGAGGGGGGUGAGGCAGAUGCAGAGAUGGGAGGUGUGGAUGAGUGGAGUGAGGAUGGAGAUGACUAG
Messenger RNA from Closterium sp. Naga37s-1, 1335 nucleotides. Lineage: Eukaryota; Viridiplantae; Streptophyta; Zygnematophyceae; Desmidiales; Closteriaceae. The record is from the annotation of a GenBank genome assembly.